Molecule: messenger RNA, 3176 nt
Organism: Schistocerca gregaria
Lineage: Eukaryota; Metazoa; Arthropoda; Insecta; Orthoptera; Acrididae
Gene: Cul4
Product: cullin-4A
Exons: 14
Coding region: 385-2802 (805 amino acids)
Biological process (GO): protein ubiquitination; DNA damage response; ubiquitin-dependent protein catabolic process
Cellular component (GO): Cul4-RING E3 ubiquitin ligase complex
Molecular function (GO): ubiquitin protein ligase binding
Source: RefSeq, a predicted model, not a curated record
UUCACGGUCAUCUGCUGAGUAUAGUAGCGGAUAGUUAAUUUUGCCAUCUAUUAUCUCUGAAAUAACGCAGUUGCGGCAGAUUGCCAUCUGUGCGAUCGGCAUACAAUACCGUGGUGCGUCUUUGGUAUUCAUGUGUACAAGACAAUUCUUUGAUUACUAGUGUCACCUUCUUGGAGUGAGGUGAACUAAAUAGUGAGGUGCAAAGUUUGUGUGGACCCAAAGACUACAGAAAUUUAUAUAAUCAUUGAUUUUACCAUCUAAUGCAGUUAUUAGGUUAUUCCGAUUGGUCUUUGAGAAGAAUGGAGUUUGUGAUUGUGUCAAGUUAAUAGGUUACAGUUUGAAAUAAGAACUACUUGCGAGGCUCCGGCCGUGUCAUGCAUUUCUAUGUCAAGUUACACAAGGAUUCAUGUUCAUGAAGCCCAGCAGGCCGAGGACCGUGUGAGCCCCAAAAGAAAAAAAACAACCACUGACAGUGAUAACAUAAGUAAGAAAUUGAAACUGGAGGAGGUGGAGGAGGAGGAAAGAACUAUGAAUGACACAACAACGAAUAAUCAGAAGAGAGCUAACUUCUCAGCUCUGUCAAAUCAGAAUGGAGUAAACAAGGCGUCGCUAGUCACAACAAAGCCCGGUGCUGCCAAGAAACUAGUGAUUAAAAAUUUUAAAGAAAAACCAAAACUUCCAGAUAAUUAUCAAGAAAGAACAUGGGAAAAACUGAAAGAAGCUGUUAUUGCAAUUCAAACAUCAAAAUCCAUACGCUAUAGUCUUGAAGAGCUGUAUCAGGCAGUUGAAAAUAUGUGCAAUCACAAAAUGGCAUCUACUCUGUAUGUUAAUCUUACAGCUCUCACAGAACAGCAUGUGAAGGCAAACAUCGAACAGUUCAUGGCAGAAUCUAUGGACAGACAAAUAUUUUUAAAGAAGAUGAAUGAAUGUUGGCAGUCCCAUUGUCAGCAGAUGAUAAUGGUUAGAAGUAUCUUCUUAUACCUCGAUAGGACUUAUGUUUUACAGAAUCCCACAAUUCAUUCUAUAUGGGAUAUGGGCCUAGACUUGUUCCGUCAGCACAUAGUCUUAAACACUCUUGUGCAAACAAGAACUGUGGAGGGCCUUCUUAUGUUAAUUGAGAAGGAGAGGCAAGGAGAUACUGUUGAUAGGACACUAUUAAAAUCAUUGCUAAGAAUGCUAUCAGAUCUCCAGAUAUAUCAAGAUGCUUUUGAGAGCAAGUUCCUAGCUGCGACAGACAGAUUGUAUGCUGCUGAAGGGCAGAGAUUAAUGCAAGAGCAUGAUGUUCCUGAAUACUUAGCUCAUGUUGAUCAGAGACUCAAGGAGGAGAUGGAAAGACUUAUACACUACCUGGACCCAUCAACAAAGUGGCAGCUUAUACAUACAGUAGAAAAGCAGUUAUUAUCAGAGCACUUAAGCAGUAUUUUACACAAAGGACUGGAUAACUUGUUAGAAGAAAACAGAGUUUCUGAUUUGACAUUGCUGUACAGUUUGUUUACAAGAGUGAAAAAUGGUUUAGUGGAACUAUGUCUGAAUUUCAAUACAUAUAUCAAGAAAAAGGGAAGAACAAUUGUCAUUGAUCCAGAGAAGGACAAAACAAUGGUGCAAGAGCUACUCGAUUUUAAGGAUAAAAUGGACAACAUUGUUAAUUAUUGCUUCCAGAAAAAUGAAAAGUUUGCCAACAGUCUUAAGGAAGCAUUUGAACACUUCAUUAAUCAACGAGCAAAUAAACCAGCAGAACUUAUAGCCAAAUUUGUGGAUUCAAAGCUUCGUGCUGGCAACAAAGAAUCAACUGAAGAAGAGCUGGAAAGACUGUUGGAUAAAAUCAUGGUGUUGUUUCGUUUCAUUCAUGGAAAAGAUGUAUUUGAAGCCUUUUAUAAAAAGGAUUUAGCUAAACGAUUACUAGUUGGGAAGUCAGCUAGUGUGGAUGCGGAGAAGAGCAUGCUUUCUAAACUGAAACAGGAAUGCGGUGGUGGUUUUACUUCUAAACUGGAAGGCAUGUUCAAAGACAUGGAGCUCAGUAAGGAUAUCAAUGUUGCUUUCAAGCAGCAUAUGGGGAAUUUACGUUAUCCUCAACUAGCCAAUAUUGAUUUGACUGUGAAUAUUCUGACUAUGGGUUAUUGGCCAACAUACCCCGUGUUGGAUGUUAACUUGCCGGUAGAGAUGAUACAAUAUCAGAAUAUUUUUAACAAAUUUUAUCUCGGUAAGCACAGUGGGCGCAAGCUACAGUGGCAGCCUACUUUAGGACACUGCGUUCUGAAAGCUUCAUUCACACAGGGCAAGAAAGAACUGAUGGUAUCACUUUUCCAAGCCUUAGUCUUACUUCUCUUCAAUGAAUCAGAUGAGCUUUCAUUUGAUGAGCUGAAAGUGGCAACUGGUAUCGAGGAUAUUGAGCUGCGUCGGACGUUGCAGUCCCUGGCAUGUGGUAAAGCGCGAGUACUGCAGAAACAACCAAGAGGACGAGAUGUGGAAGACACUGAUAAGUUCCAGUUCAACAAGGAUUUCUCCAACAAACUUUUCCGAAUAAAAAUCAAUCAGAUUCAGAUGAAGGAAACUACUGAAGAACAGAAGGCCACAGAAGAACGUGUUUUCCAGGACAGACAAUAUCAGAUUGAUGCUGCUAUUGUUAGGAUAAUGAAGAUGCGAAAAACACUCAGCCAUAAUUUGCUCAUCAGUGAGUUAUACAAUCAGCUAAAGUUCCCAGUGAAGCCUGCUGAUCUGAAGAAACGUAUUGAAUCUUUAAUUGACAGAGACUACAUGGAGCGUGAUAAGGACAAUCCUAAUCAGUACAAUUAUGUUGCAUAAAAUACAAAAGACUGUUUGAAACAGUAACUUGCAAGUGGAUUCUCAAAAACCUGAAAACUAACUCUUAGAAUGCAGUUUGUGUAAAAUAAAUUAUGAUUGCAAUGGAAGUAAUUCAGGUUUACAAAACUGUACAUUUGCAGGAAACACGAAUGUGGUUGUGUGUGUAAAAAUGUGAAGAUUUAAAUGUAUUUACUUUUUAUUUUAGAAGGCCACACUUGUGGCUUUUGUGUGUGUGUGUGUGUGUGUGUGUGUGUGUGUGUGUGUGUGUGUGUGUGUGUGUGUGUGUGUGUAGACACACAUGUGAGAGUUUAAAUGAAGUGAAGUCAUAAUGCAUAAGAUUUGAAUAAAAACCACUGAAGAAGCUGUUUUUAAAA